UGUAGCAUCUCGUGUAGCAUCAACCGCGGCUCAACGGUUUUGUAACUUAAUUCACAAAUAUAGACGUGCUUAUUACUUUUUCUAAAUCAUAUAGUUUUUCUUGCUACAGCGCUGGCGUGUACACAUUGUGUUUAAUGCAGCCUAGGGUCGUCGAGAAAAUAAAAUGAAACGUUUUUUACCAGGUAGGUUAGCUUUUUUUUAGACACUGAGGACCUGCUGUGUGUGAGCACAAAGGCCGUGUUCAUCGCCACGACUCAAAACAAUGUAUCCCUCCUGGGGUAAUUAUGGGGCACCCCAGUCGCAAAACUUUGCAGGGCCAGGGCCCAGUAAGCAGCCCGGUGGCGGAAACAUCGGCCCUGUGGCACCAGGGUUCGGUGGCUACGAGGCCUCAUCAGCCGGCUCCAUGUUCUCCAGCCUCCAGGAGCAACACCUCCAGCAGAUGCAGCAACUGCAGAUGCUGCACCAGAAACAGCUCCAGUCAGUGCUUCAUCACGGCAGUAAUGCUAAUGCCAAUGCUUACAGUGGUAGUGGACAAAACGUUGGUUAUUCAGGGUCAUCGUGGCACCCGGAAGGUGCAGGACAUUCAGACAGCAAUGCUGGAGCUCAAUCGUACUACCAACAGCACGAGGCGACCAGAGGUCCCAAUGCACCUCAGCCGGGUCAGCCACAGCCUCCCCCACUGCCACCGCAACCCCAUCCCAACGACACCAAACCGGUACCUCCCCCUCCAGAGCCACCGGAGAACAUCGGUGCUCCCAAAGCAAAAGAGCCCAUCAACAACGACCCACCCACACUAGAGGACGACAAAUCUCUACCAUUGCAGGAGCAACAGCAACGUUGGUACAAACAGCAUCUUCAAAAUUUACAAAAGUUAAAACAAGAGAAAGCAAAGCAGAAUCAGAAAGAGGGUGGUGGUCAUGGCCCGCCACCCCCCUCUGGCCAUGCAGUUCCUCCUCCUCCUCCAUCAGAACCACCAAAAGGUGCACCUCCUCCACCCCCUCCUAAAGAGGAGCCUCCAGCACCCCCGCCACCGCCUGAUGAGGCAAAGAGUGAUGUUCCUAACGACCCAGAGGAGGCUGCCCGCCUCAAGGAGUUACAGGCUGCAGCUGCGCAGUGGCAAAAGGUGCAGCAAGAAAGAGCAGGCUUACAAUACCAGGCUCUCAUGCAACAACACGAAAAGCUUCAGCAGAUCCUUGAAAAAUACCAACAGCUGAUUCAGCAACCUGCAAAUCUAGCGUCAAUGUCUGCUGAAAUGCAGCUCAGGCACUAUGAAACGCAACGGCAGCAGUUCACCCCAUUAUUCCAAGAGUGGGAUCACUCCUUCGUCCUGUGGUAUGAACAGUUUAAGACCUAUCCCCACAAAGAUCAACUGCAGGACUAUGAACGCCAAUGGAAGCAGUGGCAGGAGCAGAUGAACGCCACCAAUGCCCACAUUCAAGAAAGGGUGGCCACACUCACUGCCAUGGUGCCAUUCGCUUCAAGCCAGUAUAGUAGUGGGAUGAUGGGACAGUUUGGUCAUUACCCUGGACAAGACUUGCAAAUGCAGCAGCACACCGCAAUACCAGGUUUGCAGCAUUCCCCAGCUGGUGUUGGUCCCAACUCUCAAGGGGCACAUCCCACUGGCUUUAUGCAACAUUCAGAGUCACCUGCUGGACCCCCUGUAAGAGGCGCUUGCCCUGCUGGCAUAGGAGUCAGACCCCCAGGUCCCACUGCUGUUCAGCCAACAAGCAACAACAGUGUCAGCGGUCCACGUCCUGCUGUUCCCAGUGGAAACAACCCUAGAUUUGACCAGCCACAGCACGGGUUUGAUGGUCCUCCGAGAUUUGACCAGCCAAACCGCUUUGAUGGUCCCCCAAGGUUCGAACCACCGCAGCACCGCUUUGAUGGUCCUCCAAGGUUCAACCAACCACAGCGGUUUGAUGGCCCCCCAAGGUUCAACCAACAACAGCGGUUUGAUGGCCCCCCAAGGUUCAACCAACAACAGCAGCGAUUUGAUGGCCCUCCUCGAUUUGACCAGCAAAGACACCGCUUUGAUGGUCCUCCAAGAUUUGACCAACCACGGCAACGCUUUGAUGGCCCCCCCAGAUUUGGGCAGCCGUCUAGGUUUGACCAGCCCCAACGGCCUCCUGGCCCUACGCCUUUUGAACGCCCACCUGGGCCCCAGCAGCAGCAACAGCAAGUAGCCCAACCUAAGGGACAACCAGCCACCAAACCAGCUGCCUGUACAGACUUGAAGACUCCUGGAAAGACAGACGGGCAGUCACAGUCGGACAAAGAAAAAGGUAAAUCAAAACCAGGUCAUAAGGCCAAUUCUGAUGACUUGACAGAUGACAACUUACUUGGAACUGAGGGCUUUUUUGUCCAGAAUGACCCCAUUCCUCAGACAUUAAAAACCAUCACAAAGCCUGAUGAAUCAGAGGACAAAAGCGAGAAACCCAAACCUGGUAACAGCAAACCUUCGGUAACUGAUCCCUCUUCUUUCGCCUCAAAAAUUCCUUCUGCACAAAGUUCGCUCAAACCAGAUGGACCAGUGACAAAAACCGAAACCCCACAAGUUCCAAAGCCCUCAGGAAUCCAACAGGAGCCUGGACAGAUGCUGUCAAGACCAGAUCAAGCAAGGCAUCCCCCUGGAAGGGGACGAGGUCAGCCACCAGGAACUGUACAAGGUCGGGGACUCGGGCAAAGGGGCCGUGGAAAUUUCAGGGGACCUAACUCUGUACCACUUGGGGGGGAAAUUGAGGAAAUGCCGUAUGACUACAUGACACUUGAAGAAAACUUGGGGAUGCCAGAAGAACAAGAGGAGUAUCAUUGGCAAGAUCCCUCAUACGAGGAGUGUGGUGAUGAGGAAUCAGAGGAGCCCCCUGAAGAAAUGUGGAUGCAAGACGGAUAUCACUACCCAACAGAGGAAGAGUAUUAUGAAGAGCCAAUUUGUGGACCCUCUAUGGGGAGAGGAGGCCCGAUGAUGAGAGGAGGGCCCCAUAUGGGAAGAGGAGGACCGCCUAUGGGGAGGGGAGGUCCACCUAUGGGGAGGGGAGGUCCACCUAUGGGGAGAGGGGGGCCGCCUAUGGGGAGAGGGGGACCACCAAUGGGAAGAGGGGGGCCACAUAUGGGGAGAGGAGGGCCACAUAUGGGUAGAAUGGGACCGCCUUUCGGUAGAGGUGGACCGCCUUUUGGUAGAGGUGGACCGCCUUUUGGUAGAGGGGGACCCCCAAUGGGUAGAGGUGGACCCCCGAUGGGUAGAGGUGGACCCCAUAUGGGAAGAGGAGGGCCACCCAUGGGAAGACGAGGACCAAUGGACAUGCACUGGGAAGACCCUGAGUCAGCAGAGUACUCUGAGGAAGGGGAUCCUUACUGGGGAGAACGGAGACCUCCAAUGAGAGGCAUGAGACCCCCCUUUCCACCUGGCCGGGGCCGUCCCCCGCCUGGUCAUCCCGGUUUCAUGCACCAAGGACGAGGGCGCCCCCCUCAUCCAUCACAUGGUCCAAUGGAUCAUGAGGCGUUAGGCCAAGGACUAAACAUGGAUGAUACCGAAAUGGACCCAAUGAUGCCGCCCGGACAUGACCCUCAUAGCCACUCGAUACAUCCUGAUGCAGGAAGAGGUAGGCAUGGCGUGCCACCCCCACCUCACGAAGUGAUUGAUUCUAUAGAGGACCCAAUGUAUAGUGAAGGCAUGGAGAGAGAUUUAGACUGGCAACCGCCUCAUGGCAGAGGCCCUCCUCUGCCUCCACAUGAGAUCAUUGAUCCUGAAGGAAUGAGGAGGAGAUCUAUGGGGAGAGGGAUGGCCAGGGGCAUGUGGCGGCCAGGUCCAGCACAUGAGGAAUAUGAAGAGAGACAUAAAGAGGGUUUUGUGGAGGAUUAUGGUCAUGGUGAACACGGUCGCUGGCGUCCACCACAGGAUCAUCCUCCUGGCGACUAUCGGCAUGAGGCCAAGUACUAUGAGUCUGAAUGGGACAGAGACCGUGCUCCUCCUGAGAGGGAUUAUCCCCCCCGCAUGCUACCAACAGAGCCCUACAGAGAAGAAAGAGAAAGAGGUCACCCACAUUCUUAUGAUGAGCAUGACAGGGGAAGAGGAGAACUUAGAAUUCGGGAGUAUCGAGAUGAGCCAGCGUAUCGCCAGGAUGACCCACCAUACCCGCCAUCAGCUCCACCUUCAGAAUGGGACAGGCCCUCAAGACUUCCUCCAUCACCAGUGAGAGGGUAUCCUGCUGAGUAUGAGAAUCGCAGAGCUCGCUAUGAAGAUCCCAGAGAAGAGACUCCCUUACCUGCUGCUGCACCCGUCACAAACUUGCCAGAGAGCUCAGUUGAUCCGGAUUCACAAGGAUCGAGUGGAUCAAAUGUACUUGCCCUCUCCCAACGUCAACACGAGAUCAUCUUGAAAGCUGCUCAAGAGCUUAAACUUAUAAGGGAAUUGCAGGAGGGGAAGUCACCUGCUACUGCACCCCAGCCUGCAUCGAGCGACAUCACAUCUGAGCUUCCUGCUGGACUUCUUGGUUUGGAGAUCCCAGCAGACAUCAGGAAUGUUCUGAAGGGCAUGACUGCAGCCGCACAGACGACCUCAACCGAGCCUGUGUCUUGGGAUAAUAAACCUGCCACCACACGUUACCAGACAUCUCUCUCCUCGGCCACACCUUCAGUGAUUCCAAAGACUGUGGAUUACGGGCAUGGGCACGAGCCUGGAGCUACUGUCGAGCGGAUCUCUUAUGGUGAGAGGAUUGUGUUGAGGCCUGACCCAGUUCUAUCUGACCGGGGCUAUGAAAAAGAACCCCUUGGUCCCAGGGAUCCUUACGGCAGAGAUCCAUAUUAUGAUAGGAGAUCAGACCCUUACAUGGACCGCCGGGAGUACAGCAGAGAAAGGGAGUUAUACAGAGAAAAGCUCCCAUCUGAAUAUGAAAGAGAAAGAUAUGAGAGGGAGCGCUAUCCACCACGAGAGAGAGAUGACAGCACACAGUCGAUGGUUGAAGAAAGAUCCCCACUGGCACCUGCGUCCCGCUCAGGAUACAGGGAGAGAGAGCGGGAACUUCGAGUGAGGGAGCGAAGUGACAGUCGAGACCGAGAGGAACAUUACGGAAGGCCGGGCUAUGACAGACCUCCAUACGAGCGCAGCGGGCUCGACCGCGGAGGGCCAGAGCGUUACGGCCAUAGUUCCUCACCAUACGGAGAAAGAAGAAGCUAUCCAGAGGAAAGGGGGCCUCCCACUGCAUCACCCCUCGCAGCUCCCCCACAGCCAGCCCCGCGCGUUGAGAAAAAGCCAGAAAUCAAGAAUAUUGACGAUAUCCUCAAACCACCUGGCAGGUCAUCUCGGCCUGAAAGGAUUGUCAUCAUAAUGAGAGGGCUUCCAGGCAGCGGAAAAAGCCACGUGGCAAAGUUGAUACGGGAUAAAGAAGUGGACUGUGGCGGCGCACCUCCAAGAGUUCUCGUUUUGGACGAUUAUUUCAUGACGGAGGUUGAGAAAGUAGAGAAAGACCCAGACACGGGGAGACGAGUGAAACGCAAGAUUCUUGAGUACGAAUACGAGCCAGAGAUGGAGGACACGUACCGGAACAGCAUGCUGAAAACGUUUAAGAAAACUCUGGAUGACGGCUUUUUCCCCUUCAUCAUUUUAGACACUAUUAAUGACAAGGUUAAACAUUUUGAUCAGUUCUGGAGCGCAGCCAAAACGAAAGGCUUUGAGGUAUACCUGGCUGAGAUCACUACAGACACUCAGACUUGUGCAAAGAGAAACAACCAUGGGCGCACACUAAAGGAUAUUUUGAAGAUGUCCAACAACUGGGAGGCUUCACCCCGGCAUAUGGUGCGAUUGGAUGUCCGGUCCCUGCUUCAGGAUGCAGCUAUAGAGGAGGUCGAAAUGGAAGACUUUAAUCCCGAUGACGAGCCCAAGGAGCCAAAGAGAGAGGAGGAAGAAGAGGGUGAUAAGGGCUACAUUCCAAAAAGCAAAUGGGAGAUGGACACGUCCGAAGCGAAACUUGACAGGUUGGAUGGUCUGGGGAGCGGUGGGAAAAGGAAACGUGAAGACAUGUCCGGCCUGGAGGACUACCUUCAGCUGCCAGACGAUUAUGCCACUCGCAAGUCACAACCAGGAAAGAAAAGGGUUCGCUGGGCUGAUCUCGAAGAGCAGAAAGAAGCAGAUCGAAAGCGCGCUAUUGGCUUUGUGGUGGGUCAAACGGACUGGGAGAGAAUAACGGACGAGAGCGGCCAGCUGGCACAAAGAGCUCUUAACCGUACCAAGUAUUUCUAAGAAGAUAAUCUGUUCCCCCUUUUUCCCCCUUCAUUGAAAGGUUUCAAGAAUGUGAAAACACUGACACUCGCUUGUAGUGGAACAAGAGACUCAUCGAGGUGGCAAGAUCACCGAUUGUUAUCAAGUUAUUAGUUAUUUGAUCGAUAAGGAUACAGGUCUUUUCCCCUUAUUUUUAAACAGACACUCUGCUUAUUUGCUGAUGCAUUUGUAGUUUAUAACUGUUCAUCAUAUGGUCAUGGUCUGUAUUCAGUUAUGUUACUGUUUUAUACUCUUCAUGCUUUCUGUACUGUACCCCGGUUUUUUGGUCCAUGGAUACUUGAAAAACACAAUAAAAUGUUCACAAAAUGA
Messenger RNA from Eleginops maclovinus (Patagonian blennie), 6583 nucleotides. It is a transcript of the gene ylpm1, whose product is annotated as YLP motif containing 1. Lineage: Eukaryota; Metazoa; Chordata; Actinopteri; Perciformes; Eleginopidae. The record is from RefSeq and is a predicted model, not a curated record. The coding region runs from base 263 to 6235 and encodes 1990 amino acids. The transcript has 22 exons. Gene Ontology annotation, cellular component: nucleus. Gene Ontology annotation, biological process: regulation of telomere maintenance.